AGUGUCCAGAGGGGAUUUAAUUUCCCAGAGCGAUCGGGUUUUGAGCACUUUCCCCUCCACUGAUCUCCAGUAGGCGGAUUCGGAUCCUUGCAUCGGGACGUGAUUUCGUGUAGCGCGCUCUCCUGUUGAUGAAGCGGUGUUUCAUAAUGAACGUAGCGAAGCCCGGAGAGGCGACAGCGUCGUUUAACCCUUGUCGUUAUUCUUGAGAGGGAGUUUAUUGUAGCUUCACUGGCGGAAACAUGUUAAACUACACAUUCAGCGGUAGUAGCCUGUGGUGUUGCUUCUGUAAGACAGGUUGUAUUUUAACUCGGCCCUAAUCGGGUGUCUUGGGUUUAUUUCUUCUUUCUCUAUGUCCUCAACAGGCGUUAUUAACUUAGUUGCUCUUGGCCCCGUUGGGACUUCGCUGGUGUGGAAUAGCAACAAAGGACGGGAGCGCGCAUUCAUGGGACGUGACUUUGACAGCUCCUCGUUUCUAGUCCUAUAACUUUGUUACCUGGCACCGGGGGCAAGACUGUGACUUCAGCGGGAGACAAUGGCCGAGGCUCCGCUAGCCAACCCGCUCCCGGACUUGGACGUGGUCAUCGACCCGGACUUCGAGCCCCAGAAGCGGCCCAGAUCCUGCACCUGGCCGCUGCCGCGACCGGACUCGAGCGCGGUGAAGCCGGAGAGCCACGACACAGAUAUUAUCCCCGAGGAAGAGGAUGAUGAAGAGGACAAUGCCACCCCCUCGGCCAUCGGUGUCGGUGGCUCUGGCGUGGCGAUAGAGGACCAGAGCAGCAGCAGCCCCGUUGCCGAUGGAGCGCUCUCCUCCCCCGGCCAGGAGAGCGGCGGCUCCCCGCUCUCCACGCACUCCCCGACGCCCGCCUCCGGCGCGCUGACUCCCAGCGGCCUGGCCGCCCAGCAGACCCCGAGGAAAGCGUCGUCUCGCCGCAACGCCUGGGGGAAUCUCUCCUACGCCGACCUGAUAACCAAAGCCAUCGAGAGCGCGCCGGACAAGCGACUGACACUGUCCCAAAUUUAUGACUGGAUGGUGAGAUCCAUCCCCUACUUCAAAGACAAAGGCGACAGCAACAGCUCCGCAGGGUGGAAGAACUCCAUCCGGCACAACCUUUCCCUCCACAGCCGUUUCAUUCGCGUCCAGAACGAAGGAACAGGGAAGAGUUCCUGGUGGAUGAUCAACCCCGAGGGGGGGAAGGGUGGCAAGGCUCCUCGCCGCCGUGCAGUCUCCAUGGACAACAGCAACAAGUACACCAAGUCCGCCCGUGGCCGUGCUGCCAAGAAGAAGGCAGCCCUGCAGGCUGCAGCCGCUGCCGCAGGCGAAGGCGGCGGAGACAGUCCUUCAGGUCUCUCUAAGUGGCCCGGAAGCCCGACGUCACGCAGCAGUGAGGAGCUGGAUGCCUGGACAGACUUCCGCUCCCGCACUAACUCCAACGCCAGCACUCUGAGUGGUCGACUCUCACCUAUUCUGGCUAACCCCGAGCUAGACGAGGUGCCCGAUGAUGAGCCCCCUCUCUCGCCUAUGUUCUACUCCAGUCCCGGCAGAGCACUGUCUCCCGGCAACGCCACGACCAAUGGGAAAGCCGUGCCAACUGAGCUGCCCCGCCUGGCAGACCUGGCAGGUACAAUGAACCUAAAUGAUGGCCUGACAGAUGACCUGAUGGAUGAGUUGCUGGAUAACAUCAACCUGGUGCCAACUACUUCCAGCCAGACCACUCCAAAUGGUUCCUCAGGGUUCAAUUUUGGGUCCAAACCCAACGGUUUAGGCUCACCUUCCACCACUUCCUCUCCUUCCUCCAACUCUUCUUCGAAUGGAGGAGGUAAUGGCUACAGUAACUCCAUCUUUGGCCCCCACACGACGGGUUCCUCUCUGCGUCCGUCCCCCAUGCAGACCAUCCAGGAGAACAAGCAGACCUCCUUCUCCAGCAUCAGCAUGUCUCGCUUUGGCAGCCAGACACUACAAGACCUGCUCAACUCUGACAGCCACAGCCACAGCGAUGUCAUGAUGACCCAGUCUGACCCGCUGAUGUCACAGGCCAGCGCUGCCGCCGUCAUUUCCCAGAACUCCCGCCGUAGCCUCAUGCUCCGCAAUGAUCCUGUAAUGACCUUUGGGACCACCGGAGGACUUCAGGGCAGCCAAGUGGAGAUGCUGCAAAGUAACAACCACAACCAAAGCUCCUUGAGGUCUUUAAACGGAGGCCUGAACCUAGCCAACGAGGCUAACGCUCUGGCUAAUGCCAAGCAGCAGCUCCUGCUCUCACCCUUAGGUGGAAAUGGGUCGUCCUCCAUGCAGAUCGAUACCUCGAUCUUCCUGAAUGGAACAGUUAGCAGCAGUGGAGGGAUCUGUCAGGACCGUUUCCCCACAGAUCUGGACUUGGACAUGUUCAACGGCAGCCUGGAGUGUGACAUGGACUCCAUCAUCAGGAACGAGCUGAUGGACGCAGAUGGCCUGGACUUUAACUUUGACUCUCUGGCCAACAUGAACGGAGUCGGCAACUUCACUAGCACCAAGCAGACCUCUCAAAGCUGGGUACCUGGCUGAGAGGGUCGGGCCAGGAAGGAGCAGAGCAGGUCUGAACUAUGUAGCGCAAGAGAAGAUCAGACACACAACAUCCUAUUUGCCAAACCUGCCAUCAGCACAACGUAAAAUACAAACCCUGUGUUUACAGAAGACGACUUCCUCUCGAGAGCUUUACCUUUGCUCCUACACUGAUGAACCAUGAACGAUCCGACAGACUCUAGAGAUGCUGCACACAAGCCCUCAAAGCCUCCUGUGAAACAACAACAAAAAGAAAGCUACGUCAAACAAUCACAACAAACUCACAAAUCUUAGAAUUAUGCAAUUUUCCUUUGAGACCCAGUCUGUUGAUAUCAAAGAGACUCUGCUUAUCAGAAGGGGUUUCACAUGGAAUACAAGGACUAAAUAUCAAGCAAAGAUGGAAGGAGUGCACGGUGCAGUUGUUCCCAUUGAAGACAAAAAAAAAAGAAGUGUAAAGUGAAAAUCAAGAAGAAUGAUGUGGUGUAAAUCUGAUCCAGUGGUUUCCUGGGAUGUGUUAUGUUUAAAAAAAAAUCCCUCUCUUCUCACUUAGUGAUUUUAAAUGUUCAGUGUUUGUUUUUUUGGAUUUUCUGUAUCUUACUCACUGAGCAGCCACACAUCCAAUACAUGCAAACACACAUACAGACGAACUUACACUUUGCCCCAGUUUGCAAGAUUUCAGAACUUUAGAAGUUAAAAUUUCUCAAUAUAAUGCCAUGCACUUCCUGUUUUGUUCUAAAUAAAUUUGCUUGAAUUUACCUUAACUGCAGCAUACUGAGGGUAAUAUUACAAUUAGCUGAAUACUACAGAAUACGUUUUCUCUUUUGUGUAUAUCUAACUGUCGAAAAAAUGAAAAAAAGACUAUAGGAAGAAAAUCUCUGUCAUGGAUAUUUCUACAAGUGCAGGGCAGUUGAAAGUUCCAAGAAGGAGGGGGGAAAGAUAUUGUCUGUCUUUUCUUAGUUUUCUUAACUUCUGGUGAGUUCUGUUGAGGUCGUUUUUCACAGCAUAUGAUGUAGCCAAAAUGAAUACCUGUGUCCUGGGUUGUGAACAAUUCCACACCAUAACAGGUGCUAUGUAAACAGUGUUGAAUCCUGUCCUGAGAGCAAGCUGUGCAUUUAGUUUGUUCAUUUUUUUUUUCUGUUUUUACCCAUGACCUGCAGAAGCCCAAAGCUGCAGCCACUUGUAGCAUGGUGAGGUUGCACCUGUAGACGGCGGGGGGGAGCAGUGUUUUAGGCUCAUUCCUCUAGAAGCCAUUUGUUUCUCGAGUAAAACAAUAAGCUAUCUCUGUAUAUUGCCAAAUUACUUGAAACAAACAGUAGGAUAUGCUGGCAGCCAAAUCACAGCACGCACAUGCACAUGCACACACACACACACACACACACACACACACACACACACACA
Messenger RNA from Xiphias gladius (swordfish), 3934 nucleotides. It is a transcript of the gene foxo3b, whose product is annotated as forkhead box O3b. Gene Ontology annotation, biological process: regulation of transcription by RNA polymerase II. The transcript is spliced from 3 exons. Gene Ontology annotation, molecular function: DNA-binding transcription factor activity, RNA polymerase II-specific; RNA polymerase II cis-regulatory region sequence-specific DNA binding. NCBI's taxonomy places the organism in Eukaryota, Metazoa, Chordata, Actinopteri, Istiophoriformes, Xiphiidae. The coding region runs from base 533 to 2539 and encodes 668 amino acids. Gene Ontology annotation, cellular component: mitochondrial matrix; nucleus. The record is from RefSeq and is a predicted model, not a curated record.